UAGAUAAUAAGAGAUGCCACCACCAUGUUAUACAAAAAAUGCGCUUUUUAAGGAAAUUUAUCCAAUUUUUCGCGGGUAAAGUCUAUUAAAUGUUAUUGUGAAUUUUCAUAAUUUUGUCAUUUUAUUACUUUGAUCUACUUAAGUCAUGGAUUCAAAAAGGUCUUUACAAAUGCCAUGGGUUGAAAAGUAUCGUCCAGUUGAAUUCGAAGAUAUUGUUGGUAACCAAGAUGUUGUUGAACGACUGAAAGCUCUGGUUGAGAAAGGAAGCUUUCCAAAUCUGCUACUCUCUGGACCUCCAGGUAUUGGUAAAACAACAACCAUUCUUUGUCUCUGCCGGAAAAUGUUGAAUGGUCACCUUAAAGAUGCCGUACUCGAAUUGAAUGCUUCUAAUGAUAGAGGGAUUGAUGUCGUCAGAAACAAGAUCAAGAUGUUUGCUCAGACUAAAGUUACCUUAGGUCCAGGCAAAGUUAAAGUGAUAAUUCUGGAUGAAGCAGAUAGUAUGACUGAAAGUGCUCAACAAGCUUUGAGGCGAACUAUGGAAAUCUAUUCGAAAACCACCAGGUUUGCUUUGGCUUGUAAUACUUCAGAGCGUAUCAUAGAACCAAUCCAAUCACGAUGUGCUGUUAUUAGGUUCAAUAGACUGAAUGAUGAGGAUAUAAAAAAGAGGUUGCUCACAAUUUGUGAAAAAGAAAAUAUAUCUUAUACCGAGGAUGGCCUGAAAGCUCUCAUAUUUACCGCUCAAGGAGAUUUACGGCAAGCGAUCAACAAUCUACAAUCUUGUUACGAUGGAUUCGAAAAGGUUACGGGUGAAAAUGUUUUUAAAGUGUGCGAUGAGCCUCAUCCAGUUCAAAUAAAAGAAAUGAUUGGUCAUUGCUUAGAGAGAAAUUUUGACAAAGCAUAUACCAUAUUGGCACAUCUUUGGGAACUUGGCUAUUCUCCAGAAGACAUUAUUGUUAACAUGUUUCGAGUCACUAAAAAUAAUGAAAUGGGUGAAUAUCUUAAGUUAGAAUUUGUCAAAGAAAUUGGAGUAACACAUAUGAGAAUUGUUAAAGGUGUUAACUCAUUACUACAAUUAUCUGCGUUGUUAGCUUCUUUAUGUAAAAAAUCUAUCUCAGGUGGAAAGUGAUCUCCUCCCAAACAUCGAACUGUAAACCAUCCAGAUAACUAUGUUUUGAUUAAAUUUUUUACAAAAUUUUUAAA
Messenger RNA from Tetranychus urticae (two-spotted spider mite), 1200 nucleotides. RefSeq names its product replication factor C subunit RfC4 (gene RfC4). Gene Ontology annotation, molecular function: DNA clamp loader activity; DNA binding; ATP hydrolysis activity. The record is from RefSeq and is a predicted model, not a curated record. Gene Ontology annotation, biological process: DNA repair; DNA-templated DNA replication. Lineage: Eukaryota; Metazoa; Arthropoda; Arachnida; Trombidiformes; Tetranychidae. Gene Ontology annotation, cellular component: nucleus; DNA replication factor C complex.